AUGUUUGUCUACCGCCGCGAGAAUCUCCCUAAGGAUCCAGUGUUUCCUGCGGACCUCGGAGGACUGGGAUACUUAAUCACCGACAACGACCAGAUCCGCAAGAUCUCCGACCCAACACAGGAGUUUCAAUACAAAAUCAAUCGUAACCCCCGCUGGAAUGACGUCCAGAGAGAGGCAAUGAAUGAAUGUAUUCGCAACAUCGUCUUGGCCCGCCUGCGCGAUCUCGGACUCGACCACCUACGCCUCCCAUUAUUUGCCACAGCCGGGGAAGCUCACGUCCCGGUCAUGGUCUCGAAGAACCUGUCGACUGCCUCCCAUAUCGUUGUCGUGUUUGGCGAGCCCAUCCAGGAUCUGGGCAUCUGGGCCUACCGCAGCGUCGGCUGUGACGGCAUCAACACAGGCUCGCUCGUGUCCUUUGCUAAAGCCGUUCUGCGCCAGGGCCACGCUGACGACGGCAAUGAUAUGCCCAACACCGCCCUUGUACUGGCUAACACCGGCCAACUGGUCUGGCACUGCGCCUCUGGCCGAGCCAUCACGCAGACGCACUGGCAGCACCUGCCCCGGCCCUCAGCGGUGAACCCUGCUCCGGAGAUGUCGCACAGGAACACGAUCCCCGGUCAUGAGUCCUGGAAGCAGCAUAUCGACCGCGUGUUCGAGGAUAUCCUGUCCGCGCGUGGGCGACGGGUCCGUCCAGAUGCGAGGAUCAGUGUCGUGGGUGUAUCCGAGGGAGGACUGGGUGCUGUUCAGUACUUGGCUGCGAAUUGGUGCUCCUGGAGACCUUUCAUCUCAGCUAUCUGUCUCGCCAACCCUCUCCACCUGGCCAAGUUCGAGUUUAGAAGCGCGAACAAGGACAUGGCCGUAUCUGAUCCGUCCUCUUUUGCGGCUUUCAUCGCUUCGCGUUGUCGCGGGUAUGUGCUCUCCGAGCAUCCGUUGGGCAUGCCGGUGGAGCCGAUGCUCGAGCAUGGAUGCAAUUGCUAUGCGUCGGGCGAGGAGUUGAAUUCUGAGUGCAUUAUGCCGCGAGCGUGGAAACAUGUGUUGGGGUGGUUGAACCAGGCGUUUGCGGAUCAGAACUACGCCGAGACAAAGUUGGAGAUUAGACAUAUUGAUGGUGACGCGCUGGAAGUGGUGGAGGAAGAGGCUAGCCAGGAUGAAGAAGGUUCUUAG
Aspergillus homomorphus CBS 101889 is the source of this 1164-nucleotide messenger RNA. RefSeq lists its product as uncharacterized. Gene Ontology annotation, cellular component: nucleus. NCBI's taxonomy places the organism in Eukaryota, Fungi, Ascomycota, Eurotiomycetes, Eurotiales, Aspergillaceae. The transcript is spliced from 4 exons. The record is from RefSeq and is a predicted model, not a curated record. Gene Ontology annotation, molecular function: siRNA binding. The coding region runs from base 1 to 1164 and encodes 387 amino acids. Gene Ontology annotation, biological process: regulatory ncRNA-mediated heterochromatin formation.